AUGACAGAGCACGAAGGCGCCGCCAUCUCGGCCGAGACCCUCUCCGGCCAAGUACUCCACAUCCCGGAUCUCCGCCCGGCGUUCGCGUCGUGGAAGCAAGGCGUCAACCCCAACCACGAGUGGGUGAAGACUGCCGUGGAGGAGCGGUUGGAGGACCUGAUCGAGAACAAAGAGGUCCUGGCCAAGGUGAAGGCGACUGAUAUCACGCUCUUUGCUUCUGGCUUGUUCCCGACCGCAUCUGCCGAGGACCUGAAGACGGCCGCAUUGUACUACGUCUGGCUCUUCCUGUGGGACGAUGUCAUCGACGGCGCGGAAGCUGAUGGGGCCGGCGAUGCGCUGGCUGCAGAGGCCUACUGCCGGCGGUCUGUCGCCUUCGUGAGGCGCGCUCUCGGGGUCGACGGGGCCGAGACUGCCCCGUGCCCGGAGGAGGGGGCGCCAACGCGCAUCUGUGAGAGCUUCGGCGACGUGGGCAGGCGGAUCGUCGAACGGGGUUGCCGGGCCGAGCAGAGGAGGGGGCUGUUUGAGCAGUUGAGGGAGUACAUGGAGGGUUGCGUGACGGAGUACAAGUGGCGAUUGUCGGGGAGGGUGCCGAGCGUGGAGCAGUUCUACUCGUGGCGGCUCAAGACGUCGUCGGUGGAUGCCAUGCUGGAACUUUGCCGGAUCAUCAACAAUAUCGAUCUCCCCAAUGAUAUUCUCGGGUCGGAAGAGCAUGCAGCCAUGGGCCGCUCGGUGAACAAGCUGCUGAUUAUAAAAGAGCUGAAAGAUGGCUCAUUCGGAAACCUCGUGCCCGUCACAAUGCGUGCUCUCAAUUUGGAUCUCGAGGGCGCGACGCAAGCUUUGAUACAGGAUAUCCACGGCUCCAUCAAGGAUUUUAACGACAAUGCCUCGGCCAUCCGCUCCAGGAUCGUGCCGGAGCAGGGUGUCGGGGUCGCGGAGCAGUUGCGGCGGCUAACCGAGUCGUACCAGGCGAUUGCCACGACGGUGCUCAACUUUUCCAUCCAGAGCCCGCGGUAUGGGCUGUCCAAGUACAGGCAGGAGGAUGGUUCAUAUGCUGUUCCACUCUGA
Thermothelomyces thermophilus ATCC 42464 is the source of this 1065-nucleotide messenger RNA. RefSeq lists its product as uncharacterized. Lineage: Eukaryota; Fungi; Ascomycota; Sordariomycetes; Sordariales; Chaetomiaceae. The transcript has 5 exons. Bases 1 to 1065 code for a protein of 354 amino acids. The record is from RefSeq and is a predicted model, not a curated record.